UCCCUCAGCGAGGACACCAGGGGACCAGACAGGAGGGAGAGAAGCAACUCCAGACACCCCUGGAAAGAAUCCCUCAGACACCACACCCCCAGACAAGCAGCUUGGUGGGAUUCUCUCUUUCAUACACACACUACCCCAGGGCUUCACCAUCUUCCAGCUGCACUUGAGCCCCUCUGCAAAGGACGCCAUGAGCACUGAAAGCAUGAUCCGGGAUGUGGAGCUGGCUGAGGAGGCGCUCCCCAAGAAGGCAGGGGCCCCCCAGGGCUCCAGACGGUGCCUGUGCCUCAGCCUCUUCUCCUUCCUGCUUGUGGCAGGAGCCACCACGCUCUUCUGCUUGCUGCACUUCGGGGUGAUUGGCCCUCAGAGGGAAGAGCAGUUCCCAGAUGGCUUCCAUCUAAUCAACCCCUUGGCCCAGACACUCAGAUCAUCUUCUCGAACUCCAAGUGACAAGCCUGUAGCCCAUGUUGUAGCAAACCCCCAAGCUGAGGGACAACUACAGUGGCUGAGCCGGCGUGCCAAUGCCCUCCUGGCCAAUGGUGUGGAGCUGAUAGACAACCAGCUGAUGGUGCCUUCUGACGGGCUGUACCUCAUCUACUCCCAGGUCCUCUUCAAGGGCCAAGGCUGCCCUUCCACACAUGUGCUCCUCACCCACACCAUCAGCCGUAUCGCUGUCUCCUACCAGACCAAGGUCAACCUCCUCUCUGCCAUCAAGAGCCCUUGCCAUAGGGAGACCCCGGAGGAGGCUGAGGCCAAGCCCUGGUAUGAGCCCAUCUACCUGGGAGGAGUCUUUCAGCUGGAGAAGGGUGAUCGACUCAGUGCUGAGAUUAAUCUGCCCAACUAUCUCGACUUUGCUGAGUCUGGGCAGGUCUACUUUGGGAUCAUUGCCUUAUGAGGGAGAAUGGACACUCAUCCUUCCCCGAUCCCCUCACCCACCUCAGUCCCUUUGUAAUCCAUUUCUUUAGGCCCCUUCAUCCCCUCCUGGCUUAGAAAGGAAAUUAGGGGCUCAGGGGUGGGCCCAAGUUUAUAACUUUAAACAACAACACUUAGAAACCUGAGAUGCAGGGAUGUGUAACCUGGACAAUGGGGCACUGGCCACCGCCUAGAAUCCAAACUUAGGCUUCCAGAACCUACCAGAUCCCUGAAUGCAAACUGGGACAUCCAGAAUGUGGAAGCCAGAGAGGCUUUUGUUCUAUCCAGCACACUUCAGAACAUCCUGAGAAGACCUUACCUAGAACUUGACAUGAGUGGACCUCAGACCUCCCUCUCUCCAGAAGUUUCCAGACCCUUCCCUGAGAUAUGGAGCCCCUGCCUCUCCGCACAAAUCGGGCCCCCUCUAUUUAUGUUUGCACUUGUGAUUAUUUAUUAUUUAUUUAUUAUUUAUUUAUUUACUGAUGAGAAUGUAUUUAUUCGGGAGGUCAGGGGCCCUGGCGGACCCAAUGUAAGGGCUGCCUAUGCUUAGACAUGUUUUCUGUGAAAACGGAGCUGAACCGUAGGCUAUUCCCACUUGGCCUCCUGGCCUCUGUGCCUCCCUUUGCUUAUGUUUUUAAAAAAUAUUUAUCUGAUCAAGUUGUCUGAAUAAUGCUGAUUUGGUGACAGAUUGUCGCUAUAUCGCUGAACCUCUGCUCCCCAGGGGAGUUGUGUUUGUAACCGCCCUACUGGUCAGUGGCGAGAAAUAAAGUUUGCUUAGAAAAGAAACAUGGUCUCUUUCUUGGAAUUAAUACUGCAGCUUCCUCUCCUUGGAGAUAGCGAUUCCCUUCCUGAAGUCCUCCUUCCACAGGACUUAAGAUUCCUCAGACCCAGUCCCCAGUCCUUAGACUCUGAGACAACCCGGGGUCCAGGAGACCCUACAGAAACAAAGUCCAGCCAAAUAACCCCCUCCCUCAGGAAACAGAAAUCUGAACCCAAUUACCUUGCCCUCAGGGAAUGGGAAUUUCCGACUCUGGGAAUUCCAAUCCCUGACGGGAAAGUCCUGUAGCUCAGGUAAGAUUUCCGGCUGUUGCCUCGGCCUGACAGAGCAGGGAGGAGCCACAUUCUCAGGCACCUGAAUCACAGCCAAGGAACUUCCAAGGAUUCAGGUGUCUGGACUCCAAAUUCCCUGCUCCAGGCCACCCACCCAGCCCUGUCCUAACUGUGCAACCUGAACCAGUCACUUAACCUCAUCUAUCAAGUGGAGAUGGGAAUGCCCACUGCUAAUGGGGUCACUAGGGAACAGAAGCAAUAACUACCUCAGGGCACCUAGCAGGGUUUGGCAUGUGGUAGGCACUCAGUGGAUCCUGGCUUUCUUCUUUUAUCCAGCUAGACACUCAGAUAUCCAGCCCUCAGCCGUCUAUCCCCUUCCAUUUUCUCAGUGAGCAAAACGGAACCUAAGGAAGAAUAUUAAAAACAAGCAAUAACAUAUAGGUGAAGGGCCCACAUGCCAGUCUUUUGUCACCAAUUUCUUGGCAAAUGGUACGGGAAGGAGUGUGAGGUGGGCAAACCAGAAAGAGAACUCCCCAUAUCCAGGAGGAGCUCUUUCCCGGAGACAGAGUCAAAGAAAAAUAUGGAGUUAAGAAAUGCGGACCCAGAGAGUAAGAACCCCAGCUAGGCUCAAGAGCUUUUCCUUCCGGCCCAGGGUUGCCAGGGAGGGGAAAACCCCGUGGUGUGCCCACAGGGGUAAGCUGUCC
Trichechus manatus latirostris (Florida manatee) is the source of this 2663-nucleotide messenger RNA. RefSeq names its product tumor necrosis factor (gene TNF). Gene Ontology annotation, biological process: positive regulation of transcription by RNA polymerase II; extrinsic apoptotic signaling pathway via death domain receptors; immune response. The transcript is spliced from 4 exons. The record is from RefSeq and is a predicted model, not a curated record. Gene Ontology annotation, cellular component: cell surface; membrane. NCBI's taxonomy places the organism in Eukaryota, Metazoa, Chordata, Mammalia, Sirenia, Trichechidae. The coding region runs from base 188 to 892 and encodes 234 amino acids. Gene Ontology annotation, molecular function: tumor necrosis factor receptor binding; cytokine activity.